Molecule: messenger RNA, 1194 nt
Organism: Maniola jurtina (meadow brown)
Lineage: Eukaryota; Metazoa; Arthropoda; Insecta; Lepidoptera; Nymphalidae
Product: lipase 1-like
Exons: 1
Coding region: 1-1194 (397 amino acids)
Biological process (GO): lipid metabolic process
Molecular function (GO): hydrolase activity, acting on ester bonds
Source: RefSeq, a predicted model, not a curated record
AUGUGGACAUCGCUGUCGCUCUGGUUAACCGUGACAAUCAUCACCACAAAGCAAAUUGGUUACAUGUCCACUGAAGAUUUUCCAGAAGAUGGGGAAUUGGACUCUAUAGGACUCGCCACAAAAUAUGGACACCCGCCGAUACAAUACAACGUGAUCACAGAAGAUGAGUACAUUCUUGCUGUGUACCGGCUCCCGGGUAAAGGUAAUGGUACUCCUAUAUUAUUCACGCACGGUCUCAUGGAUUCCACGGAUACCUUCUUGAUGAGAGGAAACACCUCCCUCCCGAUCACUCUCGCCAACAAGGGCUACGACGUGUGGUUGGCCAACACCAGAGGCAACAGAUACACCCGAAGCCACCGGCACCUCGACCCCGACACCGACCCUGCAUUCUGGAACUUUACCUUCCACGAGAUGGGCUACUACGACCUCCCAGCUAUCAUUGACCUCGUUCUGAACGAGACCGGCGCAAAGAAUCUAACCGCCAUCGGGCACUCCCAGGGUAACACUGUAUACUAUGUACUCGGCUCGGAAAGACCAGAGUACAACUCGAAGGUCAAUGUUUUGAUAGCACUCGCACCGAUGGCGUAUGUGCACAACACUCCCCCACCUGUAUCUACCAUAGCCAAAUUGACACCGAUUAUUACUAAACUCGCCAAGGAUCUUAACAUAUAUGAAUUACUCGGAGACACCACUGUGUUAGGCCAGAUUUCUCAUAAGCUAUGUUCCGUACCAGUUAUCGGUUACACAUUAUGUGGUUAUGGAUUGUUGUACCCUUCAGUAGGUUCCGAUCCUACGGAGUUGGAACCGGAGUUCUUCCAAAACCUCGCUCCACAUUACCCCGGAGGAAGUUCCGUCGUGAGUCUCUUGCAUUACUUGCAAGUGGGGUACAGAAAGACGUUCGCGCAGUACGAUCACGGAAGCGAAACUAAUCAAAAGAUUUACAAUUCUUCAGAGCCUCCAGUGUAUCAGUUGGAUCGAGUCACAAUGCCGAUAGCUCUGUUCGCCGCCGCGAACGAUAGAUUCUCCUCUGUAGCUGAUGUGGAAAUACUGAGGAAACAACUGCCAAAUGUCGUGUACUACCUCCUGAAUCCUCGUUUGAUCUGCAAUCAUGUAGACUACGUGUGGGGGCGAACCGCGUCUAAUUACUUGUAUCCGCACAUAAACAUCAUGCUGAACCGCUACAACCCCUUGUAG